This is a messenger RNA of Rotaria sp. Silwood2, 705 nucleotides long. NCBI's taxonomy places the organism in Eukaryota, Metazoa, Rotifera, Eurotatoria, Philodinida, Philodinidae. The record is from the annotation of a GenBank genome assembly.
AUGCCUGAACAAACUCAAAUUCCUCAUGUACUUUGGGCUCAACAACGUGAAACUGUUCUGUUAACAAUUGCUGUGCCUGAUAUUGAAAAAGUUGAUGUUAAAUUUGAAGAAAAUUCAGUUAGUUUUCACGGUCAAACAACAUCAACUAAUGUUAAAGAUACACAUGUCUAUGCUGUUAAAAUUGAUUUAUAUGAAAAAAUUGAUCCCAAUGCUUGUAAAUAUGAAAAUAUUGGUCAAAAAUAUUGGCGUUUAUUAUUGAAGAAGAAAGAUACAAGCGUUGCAUUUUGGCCACGAUUAACAAAAGAAAAACAAAGUUUAAGAUUGUUUUUAAAUAUAAAAACAAAAGAUAAAGCACGUUUACAUUGGUUACAAACUGAUUUUAAUCAUUGGAAAGAUGAAGAUGAAAGUGAUGAGGAAAAACCAGGAUUUGGUGGAAAUUUUCAAGAUAUGUUCUCUGGAGGCAUGGGUGGAAUGGGAGGCAUGGGUGGAAUGGGUGGCAUGGACGAUAUGCCAGGUAUGGGUGAUGAUUCUGAUGAUGAAGAAGGUGCUUCAGAUGAUCAAGAAGCAACACCAAUGGCCUCUGAAACCACUACCAAUGCUGAAAAUAGUCAAGAAUCAAAGACACCAAAAAAAGAACAAGAUGAUGAUGAAAAUUCAGCUACGGAAACAAAAACAGCUGUUCAGGAAUCAGCUAAGAAUGAAUAA